UGAAAGAUGCGGGCUCUUGCCUCCCUUCGUCCACACAACACCGAGUAACUGCCUGUUGCUGCCGUCCCGAACAUGUCGCCCGCCUUCCUUUUGUAUUCGUGAAGCUGCAUCUAUGAGGAAGCAACGUUUAGAGAAUCCACCGCCCGCCUUGUUCGACAAAGAAGCGUCCAUCCCAACUCCAAGACUUUAAACCCAGUCUGCGAUCAAUCUCGAGUCCCGAGAUAGCCGCGCCGUACCACUCAAUCGUCUACUCCCUCGGAACAUUGUUCUCGUUGUCUGCUGGUCCUUCGCUUCGACGACUUGUUACGUCGACACAUCGCAAUCGCAAUCAGACUACAAUGGAUCCUUUCUCCAUACUCCCCAUCGUGACCACCACUGCUCCCACCUGGGCUCCCAUCACUUCGGAUGCAUACGGCAUACCCACACCUGCCAGCAUCUACUCAAGCACAGACUCAUCAUCCAACGAGGAGGGAAAGAGCUUCGGCAGCCUAUACCGGAACUACUUUGUACUGGUCGCCAUCGUCAUCGUCAUCGCUUUUGUUGGAGGCUGCGUCUUCUACCGUCGCAAGAAGCGCAUAGUCUACCGUACCAAUGUACAACGCCAGGCUGCUUUGUCGCGCGAUCUCGAAGAUCAGGGCCUGCACGGUAACAGAGGUUGGGGAUGGGGAGCUCUGUCACGCGACUACUCGAGUGGUCCGACUCCUCACGGUCAGCCUGUCACUAUAAGAGGAGGAACGGGCAUGACAACAGGGCGCCGCCGCAGAGAGGACGAAGGUCUCAAUGAAGUAGGCGAAGCUCCUCCAGCAUACAAGCCCGCCCCUGACGACAACCACACCCUACUCGAGACUGGCCAAUCUGCACCUUCGACCGAUGCCACCAUUGCCCCGGCUUUACCACGUCCUACUCUAGGUAGAGAAAAUACCGGCCUCAAGCCUCCAGACUAUACCGAGACUGUCAUCACAAACGUCGCUCCAGGCCGAGGCUUGUCGAGUACCACAAUCCCAACCUCGACCGCCACCAACUCACGAAACACGAAUCCUGAUAGAGACGUCGAACUCGGCCAUCUUCCUGGCUAUACCGCCAACGACACUCGUGAUCGCAGAUAGACUUUGCCACGACAUGAUGCUAAACAAUACUUUCUUUUGGUUCCUGUUCUGUUGUGAAUGGCAUAGCGAGGCGCCGGCGCCUUGGGAUAUGGGCAUGACUGUAUGACAUGAGGUGGCGUUACUACAUACAUUGUUUUCUUCCUCUUCACAGCAACUAUUCCUGCUUGUUGCACUCUUCCUAGCUGUUCAAUUGACCUUCUACAAUUUUUUCU
Aureobasidium subglaciale EXF-2481 is the source of this 1318-nucleotide messenger RNA. RefSeq lists its product as uncharacterized. The record is from RefSeq and is a predicted model, not a curated record. Bases 339 to 1106 code for a protein of 255 amino acids. NCBI's taxonomy places the organism in Eukaryota, Fungi, Ascomycota, Dothideomycetes, Dothideales, Saccotheciaceae. The transcript has a single exon.